GCGUUAAGUUCACAUGUUGGAUAGCAAAGAAAGGGUGAACGUCGACGCUUGAUUACAGUAUAUAGGAAAUAACUAACGAUGUAGUAUAUUUUUCAUUAACUUUGAACCGUUUUUUGGUAGUAAAAUGUCAACUCCAGCUAUUCGAAUGUUUAGGAGGUUAGAGGGCCUGUUUUGUGUUUACAAGCCCGCCGGUGUACCCUGGAAGAUGGUUCGGGACACCAUCGAGACUAAUCUUCUUAAAGGUGUAAACGCAAAAUCUCAACCAGUUCCUCACGAAGUUCGCUUCUUGACGAGCUCUAGCUGUGAAAAUGAAGCAUCCAAAGGACUUACAGUGUCUGUAGUAUCAUUGCCUGCUUUGUCUGCGCAUCCUCUAGUAACCGGACCUGAAUUUCAUCAUAUUCGAGUUGGAGCAGGUCAUCGCCUGGAUGUUUCGUCCUCUGGUGUUUUUGUUCUUGGUGUUGGGAAUGGAAACAGGGUCCUGAAUGACCUCUACAACACACGAACCACAAGGGAUUAUACAUUGGAAUGUGAAUUUGGGACGGCGACACAUGACUUCUCUCACACGGGUCGAGUUGUGGAAAGGUCCACUUAUGAUCACAUCACACAGGACAAACUUGAGCGAGUGACUGCAAUGCUGGAGGGAGCCAAUCAGAAGGCUAUGAGACUGUAUUCUAACGUAGACAUGAGCUCCCAGGAGGCAUAUGAGAUGGCUGUGCAAGGUUUACUGGGUCCAGAUGGGAAAUCGGCUCCUAUUUUAACAGGCUUACGUUGCAUUUACUUCCACCCUCCCAGAUUCACUUUAGAGGUGCAGUGCCUUAACGAAACUCAGAAAUAUUUACGUAAAAUUGUGCACGAGAUAGGACUUGAACUGCGCAGCACGGCUGUGUGUAAAGGAGUGAGACGGACCCGAGACGGACAUUUCACCCUGCAGGACGCACUCACCCGUCAACACUGGACUGCUGCCGAUGUCAUGCAGGCCAUCUAUAACUACCACUCCUCCAAGAAAAAGAGAAAACAUCUCCAUUUGCUGAUGGAGAAACCAUCGAUAGAAACAUCUGGAGAAAAACUGACAGCUACUGAGUGAAGUAAAACAGCACUGACACAUGCAUGUCUACAACCCCUGGCAAAAAUUAUGGAAUCACCACACUUAAAGGAUUGUCUUUUAGUUGUUUGAUUUUGUAUUAAAAUAAAAUA
This is a messenger RNA of Nematolebias whitei (Rio pearlfish), 1194 nucleotides long. RefSeq names its product TruB pseudouridine (psi) synthase family member 2 (gene trub2). The coding region runs from base 125 to 1084 and encodes 319 amino acids. NCBI's taxonomy places the organism in Eukaryota, Metazoa, Chordata, Actinopteri, Cyprinodontiformes, Rivulidae. The transcript is spliced from 8 exons. Gene Ontology annotation, molecular function: RNA binding; pseudouridine synthase activity. The record is from RefSeq and is a predicted model, not a curated record. Gene Ontology annotation, biological process: RNA processing; pseudouridine synthesis.